This is a messenger RNA of Plasmodium reichenowi, 2580 nucleotides long. RefSeq lists its product as hypothetical. The transcript is spliced from 2 exons. The record is from RefSeq and is a predicted model, not a curated record. Bases 1 to 2580 code for a protein of 859 amino acids. Lineage: Eukaryota; Apicomplexa; Aconoidasida; Haemosporida; Plasmodiidae.
AUGUUAACAAGACGUAUAUUAUUUUCAAGAUAUUUUCAUGGACCAAGUUUAUAUAAAAGAUAUAUAUUAAUAAAAAAUGAUAUACCAGAAUUUAUAAAAAGAGUAAACUUUAAUUCUAUGCAAAAGAAUAACAAUGAUAAAGAUGAUAAAAUUAAAAAUUUAAACAUUCAAACUAAUAAAAAUGAAGAAUAUACUCAUACGAAGGAAAACUGUGACAAUAUAAAGAGUCCAUUCCUUAAUGAUAUCCUAAAAAUGCAUGAUAAAAAAAAUCCUGAUGCCAUCCCAAAUUUAAUCAUAGAUUUUUUCACUAAGGAAAGUACUGAUGAUAAAAAAAAAAAAUAUAUAAACGAAUAUAAGAAAGUACUACUUGAAUUUAUACAAUAUAAGAUUGAAUUUUCAAAAGAUGGUUCUAAUAAACAUCAGAUAAAAUUUGUAGAUAUAUUUUCUAUGCUAUAUUUUUGUUAUAUGGAAAGAAUAUACGAUUUGGACUUUUUGACAGAACUCAGUAAGCAAUUUGAUAAUAUAUAUAAAAGUAAAAAUACAAAGGAUUUAUUAAAUAAUAUAAAUAUAAAUUAUUUAAUGAUGAUGUUUUAUUAUUUUUCUUUUUUAAAACUGAGUAAUGGAACAUUAGAUAAUAUCUUAAGAGAUUUUAUAAUAAAUAAUGAAGAGGUAGAACCAGUACUAAUUUACAAAUAUUUUGAAUGUCUUAGCUUACUUAGUGAUGUGCAUGAUAAUAAUAAAAUUGUUCCUAUCAUAGAAAUAUUUAUAGAAAAUUUUUAUAAUUUUAAUAAUUACAUUUUGUUAAACAUAUUACAAUUCUUACAUAAAAUGAAGUUUUUUGAUAAAAACAUCUUUUCUCUCUUAACCAGAAAAAUAAACAAAAAUGUAUAUGAACAAAAUGCAAAUCUUUUUGAAGUAUGUAUGUUAUCACGCAUAUAUGCUCUAUAUAAAAAUGAAAAUAUAACUUUUAAUAAUUAUUUGCUUGACGAUUUAAUUCAAACCAUUACUAGGCAUGAAGACAAUUUUCAAAAUGAUGAAUUAUAUGAUGAAGAGGAUAAAGAACAUUACAACAAAGUUGACAAAGAGAAUGAUUCUUCUAAUAUAAAACAAUUAAAUAAUAAUAAUAAUAAUAAUAAUAAGGAUAAUGUAGAACAAUUUAAUAAUCCUGAUUCUAUAAAUGUUAAUAGUAAUAAUGAUUUAGAUAAAAAUAAUGAAACGAAUGAUAAUGGUAUACAUAAUUUAUAUAUACAAGAAAUUAAAAAUAUAAAUAGAGAUAAUUAUACACUAUUUAAAAAUAGCUUAUAUAAUGAUGGAUUAAAUUUUUAUUCCUUCUUUUUAAAUUCAAAAUCAACUAAUAAAAAUUUAUUCAAAAAGAAAGAAAAUAUUCAUAUUGAAAUUAAUAAUGAUAAAAAAAAAUCAACAUCUAAAAUGUUACAUAUGUCACAAUGGGACAAAUUAUUUUUUUAUGAAGAUUAUAAAACGAAAGAUAUAAAAAAUGAACCAUUUAUUAACAUGCACAACAACAAAAAUGGUAAUAAUAAUAAUAAUAAUAAUAAAAAUAAAAUUAUUGACAAUAAGGAAAAUUUACAUAUUGAUAAAUUUAUUAAUAUGUAUAAUGAUUUUAUAAGAGAAAAUUUGUAUUAUGAAUUUAACCACCAAAAAAUGAUUGAUGUGUUUAGAAAUAUAUGUAUUCAUUUGGAUAAUACAAAAAUUGAAAUAUACAUAAAUAAAAAGGAUAACAUUUUAUUAUGUAAUAAUAAUCAAAUAUGUAGAUAUCGAAAGAAACUCUUAUUUAUAGAUAAUUAUUAUAUUGGUCAUAUAUUCUAUAUAAUCGAUUCUAUGUUAUUAUUAAAUAUGCAUCACAAUUCUUCAAAUUUUAAUAAAUUACAAAAUAAAGUUCUUAAUUUAAUAAAAAAUAAUGAAACAUAUAUAAUUGAUAAUUUUGAUAGUAAAGAAAUUAAAAGUGUAUUAAUAUUUUUAGUACAUACAGAUAGAUAUUAUAAAGAAUCAUUCAUAUAUUCUAUUACUCAUAGAAUUAUCGACUUAUAUAUUAAUAACUUAUGUGAUGCAAAAACAUUAUCUAUAUAUUUGUAUAAUCUUUUAGCAUUUACAAAACAAACAAUUGUUAAAAAAAAUAGAUUUAACCAUACUAUUAAAAAUGUUGUAUACAAUACUUAUUUAUGGUUAAAUAAUAAUAAAAACGUAUCUAAUGAACAAGGACAAAAUAAGAAAAUCUUAUUUUAUAAUAAUAUAAAAGUCACAAAUUACACACUUUUACAAAUUUUAUCUAUAUAUGUUUGUAAAAAUGUUUACUUUAUUAGCUUACCAAUAUUGGCAUCCCUAUUAAGAUCAUUUUCUUAUUUAUCAUUUAAUGACAUUAAUUUUUAUAAUGUAUUUAUACCCUUAUUCCUAAAGCAUAUUAAGUAUUUAAAAAAUGUGGAUAUUCUGAACAUAACACAAGCUUAUAAUAGGCAGAAAAUUAAUAAUAAAUACUUUUAUUAUUUGUUAUCAAAACAAUACCAAAAUGCUAAUUCGAAAGACAAUAAAAAAUCUAGUGUUGAAGUUAAGUUAAUUGGAUAG